Messenger RNA from Microthlaspi erraticum, 546 nucleotides. The record is from the annotation of a GenBank genome assembly. NCBI's taxonomy places the organism in Eukaryota, Viridiplantae, Streptophyta, Magnoliopsida, Brassicales, Brassicaceae.
AUGACUACGAUUGAUACCCGGAAUCAUAGCUCCGACAUUCUCUCCGGAAUUGGAUUCGAUGGAGUAAGCGUCACCACCACCGUAUCGGGGAACGUCAAAGACACCAGACUAAACAGACUAGAUGCAAUUUCCAAAGAAGUAGAGGCAGAAUUAGUCUCACGAGACAUCGGCCGCCACUCGGUUCAAGUCCUUGAAGCUGUGAACACAGUACUCUUCGACCUGAGAGGCUUCAAGAGGACAUCUAUUCCUUUAGACCCCAAAUACUUUUACCUUCACUCUGUACUUAACUGUAGAUGCGGCACUGCAUUUUUGUUUAGCGUAAUAUACAUUGAAGUUUGUCAGCGCCUUGGUGUGCCUAUUGUGGGAUCUCGAGUUGGGGAAGAUUUUUUGAUUUGGCCUAGGACGGAGUAUCCUGAAGAACUCUUUAACACAACUUCAGGACAGAGCUUGUUUGGUAUUGUCAAUGGACGCUGCGUUGAUGAUCCUAGAUCCAUGGCAUCAGAUUUAACCGCAAAAAGUCACUACAAGACUUGGAUAUUUCAAUGA